AGGGUCAGGGGGAGGACGCAAGAAAAAAAUCCAGGGGUAGGCUAUAGGUAAUACCCAGUUACAUCUUGAAGCUUGGGUGGUGGCUAGAAGAUGAUUGUGGAAAUGGAACCGACGCCAGCUGAGCAGCACAGUGAAAACGAACUGCUGUGCUGGCUUAAUCAGGCACUGCAAGCAGGCUUCACCAAGGUGGAACAGACAUGCUCAGGUGCUGCAUUCUGCCAGCUGAUGGACCUAUUGUUCCCUGGUUCUGUAAAUAUGGAUCGGGUCAACCUUACGGCACAGGAGGAACUGGAUAUCCUCCACAACUACAGCCUUCUUCAAGUUGCCUUUAGGAAGAAAGGAAUCACUAAAACAAUCCCUGUGGAGACUUUGAUUCAAGGAAAAUCUGAGGAGGCCUUGAGUCUUCUGCUUUGGUUCAAAGGUGUGUUCAACGGUAACUGUGAAGGACAGAAAUGCAGUUCUUUGAAAACCUGUGAUGAGGAGGGACUGGGGCCAUUACCUGCUCAGCGACCAAAAGCAUUGACACAGCUGAUCUUCUCCGAAGAAGAGGGCAAAUCCAAUAACUCUGGGGAUUGUGAAUCUGCACCAUCUCGUCUCCCAAGCACAGACAUGGCAGAGGUCGACUCAAUGAAUUCCUCUUCCUGCAGUGCUGCCACAUUAAGAUUCAUCCGCAAACAUGCGUCUGAACUAUCAGCUGGCUUCAGCUCAUCAUCGUCCUGCAAUGGUGUCAGGGCCACUCUUGGUCAUGGAUACCCAAAGGAUAUUGCAGCCAUAUGUGCCCAAACGCCAUACUGUUUGUACCUGUAUGUGGGUGUGGAACUGGGAGAGCAGGAAACAGGAAAUGUGAUCUUGAUCGGGUUCUUUGACCAAACUGUCGGAAGCUAUUGUUUGCGUAUACUGGAUGUUAUCCAGCCCAUGGAAGAUACAGAGACAACAAGUCUGAUAGAGACGUUGGACAGGUUUGAUAUUCCAGUGGAAAACCUCACCGUGUUUUACUCCAAUUUGGUGGACCGUGACCAGAGCAGUGUGUUCACAUUGGGUCUAAAAGCCAUGCAGUCUUCAGUGGUGUCAUUGUGUGGCCUUGUGAGUUUGACAGCACAAGCAUGUCAUGAGGGUCUCACAGCAACAGGACAUUAUGAGCAGGUCUUAGAACUUAUCAGGAAGAUGUCUGCGCACAACUCUUCGUCUGUCACCAAUGAUACUCUAAAGCAGCUCUUCAGUGACUUGGCAAAGCUGGACACUAAUCGCCCUUUAACUAUGCAGUCCUUGCUAUUCACCAGGACUCUUGGUAAUAUUUCCAGUCGUUGGUCUACACUGACCAAAUACUUUGGUUCUCAGAAGGUCGAGGAGGAGGGAGCACGUCAGAUCCAUUCCUUCCUCGUGGACCGUAAGCUGAGGCUGAUGAUCAUGUUCCUAAGCUUUGCCUUGCAACCACUGGCUAAAUUUCAGGAGAUACUGGAAGAGGGUUCAAACUUUGGCCAGAUCCUCAAUGUUUCAUCUGGUCUGAUUCAAAGCUACACCUCUAGUUUCCUCCAAUUGACAGCCAUCGCACGUUACCUCAGGAAGUAUGAUGACUCACUUCUAAAAGAUGCAGCAGAACACCUUCCUAUAGGCAAGGUGAAAGUGGGCCACGAGGUUGAAGAUUUCCUGUCUUUGCACAAGGCAGAGCUCACUGAAUUGUUGGACGAAUUCCACAAGAAUACGGUCUCUUUCUAUGCAGCAGUCACGUCCAGCAUUGUCAAGAGCCUGCCUCUCUCCACUGUAGCCUUUGUAAACAUGGCUGCCAUCUUGAAACCCGAGGGGCGGCUUGAGGUGACGAGCAGAGCGGUGACCGACACUGCCACCCAGAUGGGCCUCUGCAAGAACCCGGAGGAGGUGGCCCAGCUCACGGAUGACUUCCUCGAGUAUCAGCUCUGUGAGGACGUGGACAGCCAGCCUGAUGUGGAUCAGCAUUGGAAAGGCGCGUUGAGGAUCAUGGGAAAGUCAUCCAUGUUCCGUAAACUCAUCCUCAGUUUUAUGUCUUUCCCCAGAAUGCUAAAAGAGGACAAGAUCUUUGCUCAGGUAUUUCAGACAGUUGGUGAGAGCCGGAAGGAUGUACCAGUUGAAAAGACAGAAGAGGCUCCCAAGAAACCGGACGCUGACGUUGAUGAUGCCCCAGGUGGCAGCACAGAGGCCACUACCCCACAGAGGCCACAAAGACCAUCAACAUCCCCAUUGACAGAUGUGGUAGAACUGAGUGAAGUAGAUACUGAGGAGGAGGCUAAAGAAGACGUUGUGCUGGUAAAAGAAACAAAACCAAGUAUAUCAGAAUCAAUAGUUAUUGAUGAUCUGGAGGAGGAGGACAUGGAUGACAAUGAGGAGGUCAUUUUGACAGAUGUAUCACAUAAUGAGAACUUAGCAUCAACUCCUAAUAGACAAAAACAAGGUUACCCAUACCAGGAUGGGAGGGGAUUUGAAGCUGGCGAUCUGGUUUGGGGUAAUGUGACUGGCUACUCCAGAUGGCCAGGGGAAGUGUUGCCAUGGCGAACCAAGAACACAAAGCCUGGCAUCCGCAAAGUGAAGUGGUUUGGGGAUGGAUUGCUUUCUAGGAUUCAUGUUGGUGGACUUCACCCUUUCUCAGCUUUCGCUGAGAGCUUCUGCCACAAAUCUCUUGCUACUCUUGCCCCAUAUAAGGCUGCUAUUCUCCAGUCCCUGCAGACAGCAGCAGAGCGGUGUGGGAAGAUAUUCUCAUUGAAGACCGAUAACAAAGACGAGCUUCUGCGACAAACGUUGGAUUGGGCUUUCAAUGGCUUCAUGCCCUCUGGACCUGAGGGCCUCAAGCCUUUACCCCAGACAAACAGCCCCACAGAACAAAUACCUAAUGGGAAUGAGUCUACUCUGUCCGGCUCGAAAGAAGUAUCUGUGUGUUUGAAACAAAUGAACUCCUUACACCUGGAGAAUGGUACCGAUACCAUAGCCAUGAAGCCCAAACCAAUUGUUGGAAAUGGGACAAAGUCUCCUCGCACUGGUAUUCUGGGUCGUCCGAGAAAAUACAAAAUUGGCGUCAAGAAAGACAAAGCUCAGAAACGAUCUUUAGAAAGUCAGCCAGAGUCAGAGCCCGAAUCAGACUUCAGCAGAGAUCAAAUGAUCGAUCAGGUUUUGGUCAAGGGGAAGAAUAUUGAAGAUUUCUGCUUGUCCUGUGGAACGGCUCAGAUCAGCAUCAUCCAUCCAUUAUUUGAAGGAAGUCUUUGUUUAAAGUGCAAGGAUAAUUUCACUGAGACACUUUACCGCUAUGAUGAGGAUGGCUACCAGUCGUACUGCACGGUGUGCUGUGCUGGGUUGGAGGUCAUCCUGUGUGGGAAUCGUAACUGCUGCCGGUCAUACUGUGUGGACUGCCUGAACAUCCUGGUGGGUGCGGGAACCUUUGACCGGCUGAAGGAGGUGGACCCCUGGAUCUGUUACCUGUGCGAGCCCAGCAGUGCAGGAGGUGCCCUCAAACCUCGGGAGGACUGGAGCAUCCGUGUCCAGGCGUUUUUUGCGAAUGACAGCGGCUUGGCGUUUGAACCUCACCGGGUUUACCCGUCCGUCCCAGCCAGCCAGCGGAGGCCCCUCAGAGUUCUCUCCCUGUUUGAUGGCAUAGCCACAGGAUAUCUGGUUCUGAAAGACUUGGGAUUUAAAGUGGACACGUACGUGGCAUCAGAGAUUGAUGAUGAGUCCAUUUCUGUAUCAAUGGUGAACCAUGAUGGCAAAAUUGUGCACAAGGAUGACGUUCGGACCAUCACAAAGGACCAUAUUGCGGAGUGGGGGCCGUUCGAUCUCCUCAUCGGGGGAAGUCCAUGCAAUGACUUGUCCAUUGUUAAUCCUGCACGUAAAGGAUUAUUUGAGGGAACGGGGAGACUCUUCUUUGAGUUCUACCGUGUGCUCAACAUCCUGAGGCCCAAAGAGGAUGACCCCAAACCAUUCUUUUGGCUGUUUGAGAAUGUGUCGUUCAUGUCUCACAAAGACAAGACUGACAUCUGUCGCUUUCUGGAGUGUAAUCCAGUGCUGAUUGAUGCUGUGAAAGUCAGUCCGGCCCAUAGAGCUCGCUGCUUCUGGGGAAACCUUCCUGGAAUGAACAGGCCCAUCAUUGCCUCUCAGAAUGACAAGUUGACUCUACAAGAAUGCUUGGAGAUUGGCCGCAUAGCAAAGGUUACCAAAGUGAGGACCAUUACCACAAGGUCUAAUUCUCUGAAGCAAGGCCCAAGAGAAAUUAUAAUUCCUGUCAUUAUGAAUGGGAAAGAUGAUAAUUUGUGGAUCACAGAGUUGGAAAAGAUCUUUGGGUUUCCCAAACACUACACGGAUGUGAGAAACAUGGGACGUCAGCAGCGGCAGAAGGUCCUGGGUAAAUCCUGGAGUGUCCCCGUCAUCAGGCACCUCUUCGCCCCUCUUAAGGACUAUUUUGCUUGUUAUGACAUGACCACAGUUAUCACCACUAAUACAACAGGAUGAUCAUCAAAGAAAUGUAUUUGUAUUGGUGAUGAAUUUUCGUGGAACUGAAUGUAUUUAGGUUUUAAAUCUCUGAUUUAAAAUUCUGAUUUCUCGCGUUUUAAUGAAUUGAAUAUCUCCUCAUGCAUUUUGUUAGUUAAAACUUUAUACCAGUGUGGUUUUUUUUUAAAAAAGGAAAUCGAACAUUAGAGUGUGUAUUAUGUGCACAAAUUUCCUCUCGGGGGCAAUCAUACCUUAAUCUACACUAUUUUUACAUACAAUUUUCUUAACGUAUUCCUGAAACUCAUGUACAUUAUGAUCUUGUAAAAUGCUCACUGCCUGUGUCCUAAUAUAUGAAAUGUGAAACACAUUUACCUCAUACAGAUGUAGUCAUCUGUUUUUUAAAAGUUUGCUGUGAGAUUUUUAUUUUGCUCAGAGAACUACUCAAAGUAAUUUGUGAUGACUUCCAAGUAGUUGUUUCUGCAGGAUCCUCGAUCAAACGUCAUCAGGUCCUCCCGGGAAGCUUCCAUAUUGAUGGAUAAAAACUCAUAAGUGUUGGCUUUGGGAGAAUGUAUCUGUUAAAGAUGAAAAUCAUCACAAAUGUUGCCAAUAUCACAAAUGCAAUACUGUCAAAUAAAUGUAGCUCAAU
Messenger RNA from Sardina pilchardus (European sardine), 5092 nucleotides. RefSeq lists its product as uncharacterized. Gene Ontology annotation, molecular function: protein binding; methyltransferase activity. The record is from RefSeq and is a predicted model, not a curated record. Bases 91 to 4467 code for a protein of 1458 amino acids. The transcript has 25 exons. Lineage: Eukaryota; Metazoa; Chordata; Actinopteri; Clupeiformes; Clupeidae. Gene Ontology annotation, cellular component: nucleus.